AUGGGCUGGAAUACCUACAGAAGUAACUUCAAUGAAUCCAUCAUUAAAGAGGUUGCCGAUCUUUUUGUCUCCCUUGGUCUCCGCGAUGCAGGAUAUGAAUACAUCACGCUUGAUGGCGGAUGGUCAGCAUUGAACAGAACCGACCGUGGGCAGCGACAGCCUAAUCCUGAGUCCUUUCCCAAUGGUAUCAAACCACUGGUCGACUACGUUCACUCCAAAGGGCUCAAGGUCGGCAUAUAUUCUGAUGCGGGUUUGUUAGACUGCGGGUUUGCACCAGGAAGUUAUGGCUACGAAGAUGAAGAUAUUGCUACUUUCGCAGAAUGGGGUAUAGACUUUCUGAAGUACGAUAACUGCGGUGGCUUCCACGCCAACGUUGAGCCGCCUCAAGUUCGUUUUGGACGGAUGCGGGACGCCAUCUCUCGUUCUAAUCGCGGAAUGCUUUAUUCCAUGUGCCAAUGGGGCUCCCAGUUCCCUUGGUUCUGGGCGGACGCCGUUGGACACACCUACCGCAUGGCAGGUGAUAUUAAUGCAUAUUUUGGAGACGAGGCGGGACAUAAGGACUGCCAAUGUGCCAGCACAGCUUACUGUUUGAAUACAGGCUACGCAGGAUGCUCCGUUCUAGCAUACAUCCGUAAGAUGCGCGAAACGUUGGCAAAAACCAGGACACACUUUGGAUUUUGGGCGGCCCUCAAACCACCUUUAGUCUUGGGUACCGAUUUGUCCCGCCUCUCUAGCGAUAAGCUGGAUAUUGUGAAAAACAAGGACGUCAUUGCGGUAAAUCAGGAUGCGCUUGGGAAAGCGGCGGCCUAUAUCAAGGCGGCAAGUCAAGAGAAUGUGCGGCAAGUUUGGAGCGGUCCCUUAGCUAACGGGGACGCGGUCGUUCUAAUAUUCAACGAGACCCCGACACCUCAAAAUAUUUCCGUGGACGUUUCUCUCAUAGAUGAAUUGAGUAUAGGCGAUAGGCUAGCCAUCAAAGACUUGUGGACUGGGGAGACGUGGUCCUCUAGUGGCAUAAUUUCGGCCGAUGAUGUUGACGCUUGGGAUACUCGGAUUUUCAGGGUGGCGAUUAGCGUAUCAUAA
Messenger RNA from Desarmillaria tabescens, 1080 nucleotides. Its product is annotated as alpha-galactosidase/alpha-n-acetylgalactosaminidase. The record is from RefSeq and is a predicted model, not a curated record. Bases 1 to 1080 code for a protein of 359 amino acids. The transcript is spliced from 10 exons. Gene Ontology annotation, biological process: glycoside catabolic process; oligosaccharide metabolic process. Lineage: Eukaryota; Fungi; Basidiomycota; Agaricomycetes; Agaricales; Physalacriaceae. Gene Ontology annotation, cellular component: cytoplasm. Gene Ontology annotation, molecular function: alpha-galactosidase activity.